AUGGGAUAUGAUUUUGAUGAGUUUCGUCCACUCGACAAGCCGAUUGCCAUUUCAGCUGUUAGCGGUGGCAAGGUUUUGGUAGCCGGAAUUGAGACGAUCCGAGUUAUACUAAAGAACAAGAAGCCAACUCGGAUCCAAAAUGUGCUUUACGUUCCAGAUUUGGAUCGAAGACUUCUGUCGAUUCCAGCGCUGUCUGGAAAAGUGUUUCAUGAAACAUUCGGCAAAGCAUUGUGUAAGAUCAAAAAUGAUAACGAAGUUGCGACUCGAUUGACUCAGAAGGGCAAGUUGUUUGUAUUGAAGUGUAAUCCAGUGGAAUCUGCAAAUACUAGCGAAGAGGUGGGUCAGGAUACCAAACCAGUGGAUCCAAGUGUGUGGCAUGCCCGAUGGGGACAUUUGCCUUUAAAGACAAUGAAGACUCAAGACGGGUGCAUUAAUGGAUUCAAGAUGAAGGAAUCGAUUGUCAUCAAAGAUGACGAGGGCUAUGACAUUUGUAAAGGAUGCGUGAAUGGCGAAUCGUCGGUAAAGCCGUUCCCAAAGUCAAGCUACGGUGAAGUGAAGACCACAUUAGUGCUCCAACUCGUUCACAUCGAUGUGAUGACCCCGAUGGUGAUAAGUCUUAAGGUGGAGCAAGGUUCAUCGUAA
This is a messenger RNA of Plasmopara halstedii, 642 nucleotides long. Its product is annotated as FOG: Transposon-encoded proteins with TYA, reverse transcriptase, integrase domains in various combinations. NCBI's taxonomy places the organism in Eukaryota, Oomycota, Peronosporomycetes, Peronosporales, Peronosporaceae. The transcript has 2 exons. The coding region runs from base 1 to 642 and encodes 213 amino acids. The record is from RefSeq and is a predicted model, not a curated record.